Molecule: messenger RNA, 2695 nt
Organism: Nannospalax galili (Upper Galilee mountains blind mole rat)
Lineage: Eukaryota; Metazoa; Chordata; Mammalia; Rodentia; Spalacidae
Gene: Tas1r2
Product: taste 1 receptor member 2
Exons: 7
Coding region: 1-2532 (843 amino acids)
Biological process (GO): sensory perception of sweet taste; G protein-coupled receptor signaling pathway
Cellular component (GO): membrane; sweet taste receptor complex
Molecular function (GO): G protein-coupled receptor activity; sweet taste receptor activity
Source: RefSeq, a predicted model, not a curated record
AUGGGGACCCAGGCAAGAACACUGUGCCUACUGCUCUUCCUACUGCAGAUCUUUACUAAGCCAGCUGAACUGGCAGAGAACUCAGACUUCCACCUGGCUGGGAACUACCUCUUGGGUGGCCUCUUUAGCCUCCAUGCCAAUGUGAAGAAUGUUGCCCACCUAGACUACCUGCAGGUGCCCAAGUGCAAUGAGUUCGACAUGAAGGUGCUGGGCUACAACCUCAUGCAGGCCAUGCGCUUUGCCGUGGAGGAGAUCAACAACCAUAGCAGCCUGCUGCCAGGCGUGCGGCUGGGCUAUGAGAUAGUGGACGUGUGCUACCUCUCCAACAAUGUCCAGCCCGGGCUCUACUUCCUGGCACAGAAUGACGACUUCCUGCCCAUCCUCAAAGACUACAGCCAAUAUGUGCCCCAAGUGGUGGCCGUCAUCGGUCCUGACAACUCCGAGUCCACCAUCACUGUGUCCAACUUCCUCUCCCUUUUCCUCGUUCCACAGGUCACCUACAGCGCCAUCUCUGACAAGCUUCGGAACAAGCUGCGCUUCCCUGCCAUGCUGCGCACGGUGCCCAGCGCCACCCACCACAUCGAGGCCAUGGUGCAGUUAAUGCUCCAUUUCCGCUGGAACUGGAUAGUGGUGCUGGUGAGCAACGAUGACUACGGCCGAGAGAACAGCCAGCUGUUGAGCCAGCGGGUGAUCAACACCCGGGACAUCUGUAUCGCCUUCCAGGAGGUGUUACCCAUGCCGGAAGCCAGCCAGGUCUUGACACCUGCGGAGCGCCAGCACCUGAACACCAUCCUGGACAAGCUGUGGGGGACCUCGGCGCGCGUGGUGGUGGUGUUCUCCCCGGAGCUGGUCCUGCAUAACUUCUUCCAAGAGGUGCUGGCCAGGAACUUCACGGGGAUCGUGUGGAUAGCCUCUGAGUCUUGGGCCAUUGACCCAGUUCUGCACAACUUCACGGAGCUGCGCCACACGGGCACCUUCCUGGGCAUCACCAUCCAGCAGAUGUCCAUACCCGGCUUCAGUGACUUCCGCGUGCGCCACGCGGGAGGUGGGCCUCCCACACCCAACAGGACCAACCUGCGGGCCACCUGUAACCAGGACUGCGAUGCCUGCCUGAACGCCACAGAGUCAUUUAGCAACACGCUGGUGCUGUCCGGAGAGCGCGUGGUCUACAGUGUGUACUCUGCGGUCUAUGCUGUGGCCCACGCCCUGCACAGACUCCUGAGCUGUAACGCCAAAAGCUGCCUCACGAAAGAGAUCUAUCCCUGGCAGCUACUCAAGGAGAUCUGGCUUGUCAACUUCACCCUCCUGGGCAACCAGCUCUUCUUCGACCAGCAGGGUGACAUGCCGAUGAACUUGGACAUCAUCCAGUGGCGGUGGGGCCAGAGCCAGAAUCCUUUUCAGAGCAUCGCCUCCUACUCUCCCACCCAGAAGAGGCUGACCUACAUCAACAAUGUGUCGUGGCACACCCCCAACAAGACUAUCCCUGUGUCCAUGUGUUCUAAGAGCUGCCAGAGUGGACAAAUAAAAAAGCCGGUGGGCCUCCACCCCUGCUGUUUUGAGUGCUUCGACUGCCCCCCAGGCACCUUUCUCAACCGUUCUGCAGAUGAAUUUAACUGCCAGUUCUGUCCGAGUUCCAUGUGGUCCCACAAGAAUGCCAUCACUUGCUUCAAGCGGCAGCUGUCCUUCCUUCAGUGGUACGAGGCGCCCACCAUCGUGGUGGCCAUGCUGGCUGCCCUGGGAUUUUUCAGCACACUGAGCAUGCUGUUCAUCUUCUGGAAACAUUUCCAGACGCCCAUGGUGCGCUCGGCGGGAGGUCCCAUGUGCUUCCUGAUGCUGGUGCCACUGCUGCUGGCAUUUGGGAUGGUACCAGUGUAUGUGGGGCCGCCCACGGUUUUCACGUGUUUCUGCCGCCAGGCCUUGUUUACGCUCUGCUUCUCCAUCUGUCUGUCCUGCAUCACCGUGCGCUCCUUCCAGAUUGUAUGUGUCUUCAAGAUGGCCAGCCGCCUCCCUCGCGCCUAUGGCUUCUGGAUGCGUUACCAUGGGCCCUAUGUCUUUGUGGCCUUCAGCACAGCCAUCAAGGCGAUGCUGGUGGUGGCCAACAUGCUGACCUCCACAAUCAACCCCAUGGGUCGGAUCGACCCAGAAGACCCCAACAUCAUCAUCCUCUCUUGCCACCCCAACUACCGCAAUGGGCUGCUGCUCAACACCAGCAUGGACAUGCUGCUGUCCGUGGUGGGCUUCAGCUUCGCCUACAUGGGCAAGGAGCUGCCCACCAACUACAACGAAGCCAAGUUCAUUACCCUCAGCAUGACCUUCUCCUUCACUUCCUCCAUCUCCCUCUGUACCUUCAUGUCAGUCCAUGAUGGGGUAUUGGUCACCAUCAUGGACCUCCUGGUCACCGUACUUAACUUCCUGUCUGUCAGCCUGGGAUACUUUGGCCCCAAGUGUUACAUGAUUCUGUUUUACCCAGAGCGCAACACUCCUGCCUACUUCAACAGCAUGAUCCAGGGCUACACCAUGAGGAAGAGCUAGGUCCGCCCACCAUCCUCAGGGGUGGAGCCCCUGGCCUCUCUGCUUUUUCUUUUCCCCAGAGCUUUCGCUAGCCACUCACUUCUGGAAGGUGACCUAUGGGUCUCAAAGAGCGGUCUGCUUUAAAGCAGCCUACUUCUGCCAUCUGGCGGUCAUCGUGGGCAUC